AUGUCGACUUCAGUAUCCUUCCCUGGUCAAGCAGGCGGCGAGCUCGCUGCUGACCUCAAGAUCGACCUUCCACGUAAUGCUACCGCCAAAGAAGACACACACUCAGUAUCAGCAACACCCGCAGCACCAGCAGCGGCGUCAUCACUUCACCGUCGCCAAAACUCGUUCCAGGCCAAUGACAAGCCUCCCAACGCUCAUCCUGCCGCUUGGCACCAUCAUCCACGUCAACCAGGCUCACACGCUGAGGGCUAUUUCCCUGCAACAUCUGCAGUUCCCAAGACACCUUCCAGCUUGUCCAUGCGUGGUCAUGGUCGAGCACAGAGCAGUUCAGGCAGCACCUUUUCCGCACAUCCGAUGAACCUCAACCUCAAUUCUUCCUCCGUCGCGCCACCCAACGUCGACGGCGCUUCCUUGCAAUCUGCUUUCGAUGCUCAUGGCUCGCAUCAUGCAGGUCCCAGCAGUGUCAGCCAUCUCAGUCUUUCCGGUCAUCCAGGCAUGCAUGGACUGGGUAUGGGAGGUGGCUACAGUGCUCGUCCACCCAGUCCCAGCACGCUUACAAAUAUCAUUCUGGGUCUGCACAACACCUUUUACUCGUGCAAGCGCAAGCCAGAGGAAGUGAAGGAAAUGCUAUCGCGAUACUACGAGAGCGGAGCUGUGUUCGAAUCUCCCCUGCUCUCCGCACAUGGAAGGGACCAGAUUGCCAACCAGUUCAUCAUGGCGUUUGCUCUGCCUGGUAUGGAUGUUCAGUCAGAGCUGCGAGACGUCAUUUGCUCUGACUUUGAAUUCGACGGCACACGAGCAGGAAUCAUUGACCAUACCAUCACAGUCACCUUCUUCCCUAGCCUCUUUGGCUCGUCCAACUCAAAACCCACGCCAGACCCGGAUGCAAGUGAUGUGAACCGCACGCCACGAGCUUCCUAUCCUUACUCUGCCUCUGCCUCUGCCUCUGCCUCUGCAUUUCCCAUGACCCCACAUCCAUUUAUCGACUAUGCCAACAGCGCCUAUUCCCGUAUUGCGCAGAGUCAUCCUCACAGCCCCACAACGCCGUUCAGCAUCGCUAGCAUCUGGGGCGGCUCUCGGCCCCACACACCAGGACACGCACCUUCUGCAGGCGGCCUCAACGGAAACGGCAUCCGUCCGCUCUCCGGAACCGCCAACACUCCACCCAGCGUCAACGGAGAAGACUCUGAUCCACCCUCGAGCUCCACCUUGCACAACCUCAGCCACGGUAACAACGCGCAUCACUACAUCGACGCAGAGACGGUUCAGCAGCAACUUGGAUCGCGUCCAUCCAUCCCUGCCGAUGCGCUCACUCCACACUGGACGAGCGAGGGGUUGGGUCGACAGACAUUCCGUACCUUGAUCUGGUCUUUGUUCCAUCCUAGGGCGGUGUUGAAGUCGUUGUGCAGUGUUCAGCUGCGAGUGAUGAGUAGGUUAGAGUUCAACGAUGCUGGGUUGAUUGUGAGACAUGAAGAUACGUGGGGGUUGAGGGAGACGAUUGAAGGUGUAAUUCCGUUUGCUAGUUUGAUCUAUUCGAUCGAGAGGAGAUUGCUUGGGUUCUUGGUGUCUUGGGCCAUUGCCAAAGGGUUCAAGAUCUCGGCUGCGCUAUUGCGAAAGGCUAUUCCAGGAGGAUCCUCUUGGACUGAGUUAGAGGCGCAUUCUUCUUUGGGAGGACAUCAGAUCAGCCAGCAUGAGGCCGAGGCGAUGUUCACUCAUGCUCAUCUCCCACACCACCACGGAUUGCAUGGUGGAAGAGGUGGACGAGAGUUGCAGACGAUCUCUCGAUCGCGUGCACCUUCGCCCAGCAGGUUCCGCUUCGAUUCUCGUCCAGGCGGGACAGUCACCGGUACUCGAUCUCGGGCUCGAUCGUUGGUAGGAUCCCACUCGAUUGCUUCCUCGAGGGCUAUCUCGACAGAUAAUCUCGUGCAGCACUUUGCUUCAGCGACCAAUACUCUUCAAGUCGAAUCCCGUCGCUCAGCAGAUCUCCCGCCUGACUCGAGUGCCAAGUUCCGAGAUCGAUCAGCAAAGAGGAUCGACGGUGGUAGGGCGACAAGUACCAACUCGGCUCCCCCUACUGCUCUGCCUGCUUCUGGAUCAAACAGCUCGAAUUUGGUGAGCUUUGAGGGUGAAUAUGCAGGUGGACCGACAGCACAUCUGGUCAACAUGUGCGAACACUUUUCGGCUCAAUCAAGACCCCAUAGCAAAGCGGCCUCUGUGGUGUCGAAUGAUGAUACCAGUAGGGGCGCAUUGCAUUCAAACAACUGUAGAGGAUAG
This is a messenger RNA of Ustilago hordei, 2274 nucleotides long. RefSeq lists its product as uncharacterized. The record is from RefSeq and is a predicted model, not a curated record. NCBI's taxonomy places the organism in Eukaryota, Fungi, Basidiomycota, Ustilaginomycetes, Ustilaginales, Ustilaginaceae. The transcript has a single exon. The coding region runs from base 1 to 2274 and encodes 757 amino acids.